UCUCUCUCUCUCUCUCUCUCUCUCACGCACGAUUUAACCCCAGACUUCUACGUAUGGUUCCGCCCCUCUUCUCUGAGUUCUAUUCCAUUUGUAUCGAAAAAGCACAAAUUGUUUUGAUCCGAUCUGGUGCACCGCCGGCGAGACUUCGUGUAGCUGGGGUCGCGAUCGAUCGGAGAAUCGAGGAGGAGCUGUAAUCUGUGGAUUUUUCUUGGUACUUCUGACUUAUUAGAUGGGUUGCUUUCCGUGUUUUGGAUCGGCCAGUCAGAGGGAAGAGGAGGAAGUGAAGAAGAAGAAUGAGGGUAAAGCGGGUGGGGCUUACCAUAAGGAUUCUUCCGCCGCCACGGCGUCUAAUCAUGGCAGUAUUGAUAAAUCGAAGUCGCGGAUGGGUUCAGACACCAGUAAAAAAGCAUCAACUCCCAAAGAAUGCAAUGCUGAUCAUAUUGCAGCAAAGACGUUCACUUUCCGUGAACUUGCUGCUGCCACUCAGAACUUUAGACAAGAUUGCCUUUUGGGUGAAGGUGGUUUUGGCCGUGUAUAUAAAGGAAGGUUGGAAAAUGGACAGGUUGUUGCUGUUAAGCAACUUGACAGAAAUGGCCUUCAGGGGAACAGAGAAUUUCUGGUUGAAGUCCUCAUGCUUAGCCUCCUACAUCACCCUCAUCUUGUCAAUCUGAUCGGUUAUUGUGCUGAUGGUGAUCAACGAUUGCUUGUCUAUGAGUUCAUGCCAUUGGGAUCAUUAGAAGAUCAUUUGCAUGAUAUCCCAGCUGACAAGGAGCCACUAGACUGGAACACGCGGAUGAAGAUAGCAGCUGGUGCAGCUAAAGGCUUGGAAUACCUUCAUGAUAAGGCGAACCCUCCAGUUAUUUACCGUGACUUCAAAUCAUCGAACAUACUUCUUGGUGAAGGUUAUCAUCCAAAGUUGUCAGAUUUUGGGCUUGCAAAACUUGGUCCAGUUGGUGAUAAGACUCAUGUUUCAACAAGAGUGAUGGGCACAUAUGGUUACUGUGCUCCCGAGUAUGCUAUGACAGGGCAGUUAACUGUGAAAUCUGAUGUUUAUAGUUUUGGUGUUGUCUUUCUCGAACUGAUUACUGGGCGUAAAGCAAUUGACAACACACGACCUGCUGGAGAACAAAAUCUAGUUGCAUGGGCUCGUCCGUUAUUUAAAGAUCGAAGAAAGUUCCCUCAGAUGGCUGAUCCGUUGCUACAAGGCCAUUAUCCUGCAAGAGGCUUAUAUCAGGCAUUGGCUGUUGCAGCAAUGUGCUUGCAGGAGCAAGCAGCUACUCGUCCACUCAUAGGGGAUGUUGUGACAGCACUUUCAUAUUUAGCUUCACAAACUUAUGAUCCGAAUUCAGCUACUGGUCAGAGUACUAGGUUUGGCCCAUCUACCCCAAGAUCGAGAAGUGGAAAGGACCAUCAACAUGCUGUCCAUUCACCACAGCGAAAUUCUCCAGAUCUCAGGCAAAGGGAUCCAGUGAAGGGACUAAGCAAAGGUGCAAAAGUUGGCAGAGGUGGUUCUGGUUGCGGAUCCGGGCAGAAGUGGGGCUUGGAGGAGUCUGAGACACAAGAGUCUCAGAUGGAUAGCCCAGUCCACAUUGACGGAGCAAGAGACUCCCCGAAGAACCGUGAUCUUGUCAGAGAGCAUGCUGUUGCAGAGGCCAAAUUAUGGGGUGAGAAAUGGAGAGAGAGACAGCGGAGAAAUGCACCAGAUAGCUUCGAAAGUACACACGAGUAGAGGUCCUUCCAGAUCCAUUCAUUUGGAUGGUACUUUUGCAUGUUUUGCCUUCAUGUAAAGGAGGAUGUAGGUUGGAAUUCAACAACUGGUCAGUAGGCACGACAUCGCAGCUUUCACGGUACCAUUAUUCUUUGUGAAUAAUCCAACUUUUGUGGUGUCACCGCUCACUUCUCAAACUGCCGUGGACUGUGGUAUCUUUUCAUGCAAGGUUAUGUGUCUCGCGGAGGCCUUGUCAUUCGACAUUGAAGCUCAAAGAAAGAUAAAAGAAGAAAAAGGUCCAAAAAGUGUUAAAGUGUUGCAUUUCAGAAUGCAUACAUGCAAUGUAGCACGGGCCAUUACUAUGUCGUUGAAUUGGUGCAUAUUCGAUGUAGGGCCUUUAUUGGUCUAAAAUACAUGAAAAUUUCAUUAGUUUUUUGUCCAUAAAAUAUAUAUAUGAGUUUGCUUUU
Messenger RNA from Musa acuminata subsp. malaccensis (wild Malaysian banana), 2175 nucleotides. RefSeq names its product receptor-like cytoplasmic kinase 185. Gene Ontology annotation, biological process: protein phosphorylation. Gene Ontology annotation, molecular function: ATP binding; protein kinase activity. The record is from RefSeq and is a predicted model, not a curated record. NCBI's taxonomy places the organism in Eukaryota, Viridiplantae, Streptophyta, Magnoliopsida, Zingiberales, Musaceae.